Molecule: messenger RNA, 1311 nt
Organism: Carya illinoinensis
Lineage: Eukaryota; Viridiplantae; Streptophyta; Magnoliopsida; Fagales; Juglandaceae
Exons: 3
Coding region: 229-1155 (308 amino acids)
Source: RefSeq, a predicted model, not a curated record
AAACCCUGAUUAUCGAGUUCUGUGAGAUCUGCAAUAUAUAGAGAGAAAGAGAGAGAGAGAGACAGACAGGCAGACACCCUCUUCCCCCCACCCCACCCGGCUUCGGAGAGAAAGCCAGAAAAACUCCCCGAGAAAGUGCGAGAAAAUUAGAUAAUAAAACACAAAGCCACCACCUUAUCUCUCGAUCUCUCUCCGCCUGCUGCCAUAUCUCUAUAUAUCUUCUUGAAUAUGAGGAUCCGCAAGAACGCGAAGCUCUCUCCCCUCUGGUUCUCCCACCCUUCAGCUCCCGAGGCUCUCCAGACGCACGUGUGCCAGCUCAACCAGUCGCCCUGGGAUGCGAUUUCCUUCGCCCAAGACUCCCAACAGUUCGAAGGAGAAGAUAGCUUCACGGGAAAUGCGAGCCUCGGAGAUUCUGUUGGAGCUGACGAGAGUGUUGCGUCGAUGAUGGACGCGGUGGCAGCGAAGGCCGAGGAUAUGGCUAUGGACGAUAACGAUAUGGUCGAGAAGCGAGCGAAAGUGAUUGAACAUGGCGAAGAAAGGAUGAGGGGGAACGAAUUUGUGUUGCAGAAGGGAGAAAGGAGCUCCUGCUGCCAGAAAACCGACGGGAAGGGUUGGCAGUGUAGGAAAGAGGCAAAAGAAGGGCAAUCCUUGUGCGAACAUCACUUGAGCCGUCUUAGGUCUUACAAUAACAGCAACCAUAGUUUCAGUAGAUCAGCCCCAGCAGCUGCAGCAGCUGCUGCCGCGGCCGCGGCCGCUGGUGCUCGUCGCGCGAGAGCUCGCGCAGCGAAGAAGGGUGGUUCCUCCUCCAACCCUUACGAAUUCUAUUACUAUUCUGGGUUCGGCCCGCUGUGGGGAAGAAAAAGAGGCCAUCGAGGAGGAGGAGCAGACGCAAGGAUCAGCAAGCACAUCGAACCCAAACGUGUCGACAGCAACGCCACUACUACUACUAUUACUACUACAACAAGCACUGCAUCCAUCAGUAACACUUCUCAAAGCACUCCUUCCUCCUCGCAACUCGAUAACAAUGAGGAUUUCGAGUACGUGGACGACGAAGACGACGACGACGACGACGAAGACGAGGCCGCCAACGGCGAUAGCGGGAAGAAGCGGAUGAGGAAGCCGGUGAAAGCUCGAUCGUUGAAGUCUCUGAUGUAGGGUUUUAUUACAUAUAUAGGGUUGGAUUAGAUUCUGUAUAUGAAAGCUUGUCUCUGUGUGUGCGUUGAGAUGAUUAUCGUAGAAUUUGUUUUCAUCUUACCCUGUGAUCUGAUCUGGAUGAGUGUACUGUUUAUAAUUUUUAGGGUUAAAGCGAAA